AUGCGCAGCGAAGUGAGCAUGAAUCGCAUCACGGGGCAAAUACCACCCGGCAUCGCCACCCUCAGCAACCUCACAUCGCUUGCAGUCUCCUACAACCAAAUGUCUGGCGCGCUGCUGCCGGGGCUCGGCAACCUGCGGCAGCUGAGAACACUAAAUCUGCAGAAGCUGAAUCUGGGAGGCGCAGUGCCGGCAGCAUGGGCGGGCAUGGUGCCGAACAAGCUAGUGAGGCUGCUGCUGGGCUCAAGCUCGCACCCUUCCUGUUCCCCCUUUCCAUUCCCCCCUCCCCUUGACAGCAAUCUGCAGAAACUGAAUCUGGGAGGGGCGGUGCCAGCAGCAUGGGCGGGCAUGGUGUCUCUGAAGCACUUUGUGGCGUCGGCUACUCGCAUGCGCGGCCGCUUCCCCUCUGUGCUGCUCAAGCUGCCACGUAUAGAAGACAUCGUGCUCUAUAACAACUUCCUGUGGGGCCAACUACCGCCUGCUGCCCAGCUCUUUGCUCCCAAGGCACUCACGCACCUCGACGUGAGCGGCAACUACCUCAGUGGCGCCGUGCCGAAGGUGCCUGCAGGCCGCCAGAUUGAAUUCAGGUUCUCCUCCAACUGCUUUCUGCCGAAACCAGGCCCCAAGUGCAAGCGCUCAUAG
Closterium sp. Naga37s-1 is the source of this 639-nucleotide messenger RNA. The record is from the annotation of a GenBank genome assembly. NCBI's taxonomy places the organism in Eukaryota, Viridiplantae, Streptophyta, Zygnematophyceae, Desmidiales, Closteriaceae.